CAACGGGCAGGUCUCCAGUCCAUCCAUCUCUAAGUAUCUCUAACUCUGGAUUAAAGUAUGUGGUAUUUGUCUGUGGUUCUCUUGGGCCUCGCGGUUGUCUGCUGGGCUGAUACCCUGGUUCAGCUCCAUGUGAAUCGUCCUUACAACGAUGUGAACGAAAAAUUUGUGAGUUUUGCCGUCCGGCCGGAGGAUCUGUACGAUGCUCUGGAUGGUAAAAAUCGCAAGGCCGUUACCAAUUUGGCCAAUCUGCUGGGAGAUGCGCACAUCAAGUUCGUGGGCGAUUUCUAUUUUGCCAGCAAUGCGCCGAGUAGACUGCGAAAUCCCACCAAGAUUAUUUGGAAGGGCUUCAAUCGCUGGACGCGGGCCGUCAACUGGACCAUGAUCAUUCCCGUUCCUUAUGCCCCCGAUGAGUGGGACUCCAUGCACACGCUCAAGAUCCUGAACACCUCCUAUAUGGUGGGCAUCACCGACUGCAUCUGGCAGCUGGGCACGGAUUUUGGAACCUCGAGGGCCAAGGAUUACGUCCAGGAAUUAAGAACUCUCAAGCUGAUGACGGAUACUUUUAAACCCUAUGUGGACGACUGGCGACUGAUGGGGGCUGACAUCUCGGCGGGAAGCAGUGCCGAUGAGACCAAGAGAUAUGUGGAGAUGUCCAAGGAUCUGAAUACGGCUUUUGGUUGGACACAGCCCGCCAACAUGCUGCCCAAAACGAGUCUGGGAAGCUAUCUGUACGACAGUGAUCCUGCCCUGCGAAUCCUUCAGCAACAGCGGGUUCCCUUGUGGCUGACCCUGCCGGAGGAGCGAUCCUCGCAAAGGAUGGUGGGUGACGAGACCACGGAUGCCCUGCGUUGGGCCCAGACUAUGGGCGAUGCGGCCGCCAGUGGAUUCGAUGUGAUCUUCAAGCGAAUGACCCUGCAGGAUUUUGAGCGACCCAAUUUCGGUCUUUAUGUGACGGCGCUGUUCAAGAAGGUCAUGGGAUCGCGGGUGUUUCCCGCCCGACCUCUAAAUGUCUUUGCCCCCAGCAACAAGCUGUAUACCCAUUGUGCGAAUGCCGUCUCCGGAGGAUUGGCCUUCAUGGUGGUCAACACGGAGGAGCAGCCCACCACGAUUACGGUGAAGAGUUCCAUGAGCAGCAGUGAGAUCUGGCAGUAUGUGCUCACCGGUCUGGAGCAAAGGGUGCAGCUGAAUAAUGUCCGUUUGCAUCUGAACACCACACUGCGUCCCCUGAUCAAGCCCAUUGAUCCAACUAAACCCCUUCAGCUGAUCACGCCCAGCAUGUCGGUGAGUUUCUGGGUUCUGCCCGAUGUCAAUCUGGAGCACUGUCAGUUCACGGAAAUCGAGGCGGGGGAUUCCAGUAGCGAGUCUUCCUCCUCCAAGGAGAAGCGUCGUUCAUCUCGGUACAGUUCCGCCGAUCGGUUGCUCCAACGGUUGAUCGAGGAGACGGCAGUGGCCAGGGGAUCGGUGCAGAGUUCCAUCAAUCGCAAUCGGCGGUUUGUUAUCGAUAAGGAGGAAACUCCAGAGACUCUUCUCGAUCGCCUGCUGCAGCAUUUCAAGGAUGACGAUCCUCUGAAGCGGGAGGCGGGCGAUGACAAGGACCAAUCCAAGACGCAGUCUGUAAAGCCCCACAAGGCUUUGGCCUGGCUAUACCAGGUUCUUGAGCAAACCCGCGAUAUGGACAAAAAGCGUUCCAAGCGCAGCACUUCCAGCUAUUCGGGACCCUUUUUCUACAAUCGUCAGGGCAAGAAAACCGCGCUGACCAAGAAGAUUACCGAGAUCCGUAAGCCCGAGAGAAAGAACAAACCGCUCUUCGACUUUGACGAGUUUGAUGAGGAGAAGUUCUUCAAGCGGAUCGGUGAGAAAUCCGAGGAGACACCCACUUAUACGCGACUGCCGGAAGGUGAUGUGCAUCUGAAGCAUAUAGAGAGUGUGGAUGGCGAGGAGCAGGAGCAGGAAGCUGAACAGGAGGUACCCAAGAAACGCCGAACCAAGGUCAAGAAUCAGCUGAAGAUCAUCAAAAGGGUCGAGGAAAAGGAAGAUGAACAGGAGCAGGAACCGGAGCAAACAGAAGGACGCGCCAAGCUGCGUCUACUGCCCACGGAAUUCUUCGAGGCUCUGCCGGCUCCCAAGCCGAGCAAGCGACUGAAUCUGGGCGCCACCUUGAACUCCCUGCUCUUUCCGGAACCCUUCUCCAGCAAGGCUACCAUGGCCAAAGGGGCUUCAAUCAAAUCUAAAGCUGUAGAAGAACCCGAAGAGGAUGUGGUGGAACCUGUACCAAGCGCCAGGAGACGGCACUCCAGAAUAGGUCACGUGGCCAAUGAUUUUCUGCAGGCCCAGCAGGAGCUGGGAAAGCAUUUCCUCAGCCACAUUAACGAACAUGAGCACGAGUUUUCCCUGGGAGAUGAGGGCAUGCGGGAGAGUUCGCUGGAGUCGGAAAGUACCGGGAAGAAAUCCCUCACGCAGGACCUUUUUGGAUCAAAGAAAUCAGCCCCUGCUCUGCAUCAGAAAUUACCCCAGAAGACGGCGGAUGAAGGCAUCACCUCCUGGUGGGAUCUUCCGGCGAUGAGAAGACGUCGUGCCCUUACCAAUUCCCUAGAUGAACUGCCCUCGAAUGCCAUCGAUAAGGCGGAUCGCGAUGAGAUGCUGCCCCUGGGAAAGUACACCUUUUACGAGUACAAGGUGGAUAGCAACUCGGAAAAGCCCAAGGAGGAGAAGGAGUCAAAGAUCAUGAAGAAUAACAGCAGGACACAGACUUCUGGCAAAGAUCGCAGUCUCACCAAACUCUCCGAAAGUCUCGUUAGCACUGUGAAAACAAAGGUCUCUCGCUUCAUAAACAUCAUCUCCAGCCACAUGAACGAGUGGUACAACACCUUGACCAAGCACUUGGAUGCGGAUUCGGAGAUUCAAAGGCCACGCAGGGAAAACAGCAUCGAGAAGUAGAAACAUUUUAUCUUAUGAUUUUUAACUUACUUGUGUAUACCAUCUUCAUUGAAAUCUAAUGUAAAUAUGUAUUGAUGUAUAAUAUACUCCUUGUUUGCAUUUAAUGAAAGAUUAUUUGUGCGAUAGCUCUCGAGGAACUAUCUCACUCAAAUAAAAAUUCACAGGACUCAAGCAACGAACUAGAUGGGCUUAGGCUAAGCUUUUACUAGAUUGGAUGAG
This is a messenger RNA of Drosophila takahashii, 3156 nucleotides long. RefSeq lists its product as uncharacterized. NCBI's taxonomy places the organism in Eukaryota, Metazoa, Arthropoda, Insecta, Diptera, Drosophilidae. The record is from RefSeq and is a predicted model, not a curated record. Gene Ontology annotation, cellular component: extracellular matrix.